Messenger RNA from Brassica napus (rape), 2644 nucleotides. RefSeq lists its product as uncharacterized. NCBI's taxonomy places the organism in Eukaryota, Viridiplantae, Streptophyta, Magnoliopsida, Brassicales, Brassicaceae. The transcript has 4 exons. The coding region runs from base 16 to 561 and encodes 181 amino acids. The record is from RefSeq and is a predicted model, not a curated record.
UAAAAAACAGAAACAAUGUCUUAUUCUUCCCUCAAACUGUCAAUCUUUCUGAUUCUCUCAUCUCUUCUUCAUGCCGCUUUAGGGGAGGGAAUCAUUUGCGAGAACCUGCCCACGAAUAUAUGCGCGUUCUCGAUAUCGGCUUCCGGGAAAAGAUGUUUGUUGGAGACAGCUAACGUUGCAGGAGAAUACACUUGCCGGACUUCCGCGGUGGAGGUUGAAGGGAUUGUAAACCACGUGGAGAGCGAUGAGUGUGUAGCUGCUUGUGGGGUUGAUCGGAAAACAGUAGGGAUCUCGUCGGACGCAAUGAUGGAGGCAGGUUUCGCCGCUAAGCUUUGCUCUCCGGCUUGUUUGGAUUAUUGUCCUAACAUUCUUGAUCUUUAUUUCAAUCUCGCAGCCGGUGAAGGCGCAUUUUUACCUGAUCUAUGUGAUGCUCAGCGGAUAAAUCCUCACCGUUCAAUGUUGGAAAUGCUCAGUUCCGGUGCCGCUCCUGGGCCUUCCGAGCCUGCUUCAGGUCCUGUCUCCGACACCUCAGCCCCUGCUCUAGCUCCGGCUGCUAUGUAAAAUAAGGAUUCUUGUAUUUGGAGGAAGUUACUUUUAGCUAAGGGAUUUAGCUUAUGAGUUUAUGAAAAUGGAGGUUCGAGAUGGAUCAACUACGUCUUUCUGGUUUGAUAAUUGGAUGGGUACAGAAAAAUUGAUUGAUGUCAUAGGGGCCAUAGGCACAAUGUAUCUGGGUCUUUCUCGACGAACGCUGGCGUGUGAUGCGGUCUCCAGUGAUGGCUGGAAUUUGAGAAACAAACGCAGCAGGAGGUUCCAGAUUUUAUACAAUCAGAUACUCGCAAUGCCGGCUCCUGAUGCAGAUAGGGGAGAUGAUCUGGUUCUGUGGAAGCGAGGAGAGGAUGAGUUCCAAGACAGUUUCUCUACUGCAAGCACUUGUGAGCAGAUUAGGCCCAAAAAGCCUAAGGUUGACUGGUAUAAGGUCGUAUGGUUCACUCAAACCACACAUCGGUACGCUUUUAUCACUUAACUAGCAGUACAAAACCGGCUUUCUUUUUUGAUUGGGGUAUCACGCAGGAGUGUGGACUUUGUGGAGAAAGGGAUGAGACAAGUGAUCAUCUCUUCUUUGAUUGUCCCUACUUUUUCACUGUUUGGGAAGGUCUGGUGAGAGGAUUCUUUGGCCGCAUGACUAACCCUGACUAGUCUAUUACGCUUAAUGCGAUCAAACGCGAGAGGGUAAAUAGACUUGACUCCAUUCUUCUCAAGAUAAUCUUCCAAACAGUCAUUUAUCACAUAUGGAGAGAAAGAAACUUAAGGCGGCAUCAGGGCAACUGGACGUCGACAAACCAAAUGCAUAAGGCCAUUGAUAGAUCGAUGAGGAAUAGGAUAGUGUCGCUGAAGUAUAUCCUGCAGCAUAGAUAUGCUGGACUACUACAGCGAUGGUUCGAGCUCACGGGAUAGGCAGAUGGUUUGUAUGAGUUUAUUUGGUUCCAUAUGAAUUUUUCGUUAUGUAUUGUGAUUGAAUGGUUGUGGCAUUACUCAUUGCAUAUAUGAAGUAUGUGGAAUCACGCAUGUGUGGAAGAAGAGGCCAGAUAAAAAGUUGGUGCAGCUGCGAACCAAAAAGAAAAACAAACAAAGGUACGUAUACAAAUUUCACUAUAAUAUAUGACUAUCUAUCUUGUGUCUUCCCUUUGUUUUUGUCACUUGGAGUCAGAGAAUCUAAUGAAUCCAGCUUAUUGUUUCAGUGUAUACAAUGGGAUAUUUAUAUAUAUAUAUAUAUAUAUAUAUAUAUAUAUAUAUUUCAGUCUGAUUAAUAUAUAAGUUUGGGAUUGGUUAAUAUAUAAGAGGAAGAAGUUGGUUUGGAAGUUUCUGUUACACCAAGUGGCACGAGUCUUAGGUGCAACGUGGGAAAGACGACACAUAGAGAAAUGCUUCGGAUCAAGAGAAGCGUCUCCGCAGGUUACAGUCAGGUUUGCUCUCUCCGCAGGUUACAGUCAGGUUUGCUCUCUAAUCUCUUACAUUACGUGUUUUGUGAUGUUGCCUUCGUUUUCAGCUCACAAACAACUUUUUUUUGCUCAAUUCUGAGUAUCCAUGUGUUGUACUUUUGACUGUUGGAAGUUGACUGACGUUACCGCAUUCGAUAUUUUCGUUUCAAACUCAUUUCAUUCAGCUACAGAACACGGGCAAAAAAAGACGAGAUGGUAGAUGCGGAGAGGCAAAACACUAGCUGAAUAAAGCAGGUUAGUCGGAAGAUGAAAUGGCAGCGUUGAAGAGGCAGGUCAUGUCCCCAAUGUCUACCACAGUUAAAUCAAAAGAUGGUGCAAGAAAACUGUAGCUGGUGACAGGGAAUGUACAAGGUACCGAACUUCCUGAAGAGUGUGAUGAUAAGGAUCGCUCAUAAAGAAGUCCAUGAUGCUGUGUUUGGAGGACCUGCAAGAAAGAGAGAGGAAGACGUUAAAGAAGCUAAAGAAAGCGUUGAAAAUGGUAACCAAAGCUUUGGGUGAGCUAGAGAGGACAAAGAGAUACAAGCUAGCUCAGUGAGUAAAGCAUGUUGACAAAUUACCUGUGAUACAGUUUGGAAAUGUAAUAUGCAGAACAUGAUCGUACUAUCAUCGUGAGAAAUUAUAUAUGUAUUUAUGUUUUGUCUCAA